Armigeres subalbatus is the source of this 1659-nucleotide messenger RNA. RefSeq lists its product as uncharacterized. Bases 1 to 1659 code for a protein of 552 amino acids. Lineage: Eukaryota; Metazoa; Arthropoda; Insecta; Diptera; Culicidae. The record is from RefSeq and is a predicted model, not a curated record. Gene Ontology annotation, biological process: long-chain fatty acid metabolic process; fatty-acyl-CoA biosynthetic process. Gene Ontology annotation, molecular function: long-chain fatty acid-CoA ligase activity. The transcript is spliced from 2 exons.
AUGUCACAAUUGAAAGAUGUUUUCACUUUCUAUGAUCCGUCAACCAAAGUUUGGAGUGGCUUACCGCGAAAACCAUUCUUCAAUCCUAAUCAAAGCCUUGGUGAUCUAAUUUUCCAAAUUUUGGAGCGCAAUGCAGAAAAAGUGGUGCAAAUCAAUGCCGACAGUGGAGUGAAGGUUACGGGAGCUGAAAUGCGUCUCAGAUCGAUAAGGAUAGCCCAAAACUUGAUCAAGUUGGGAUAUAGUGCGACUAAACUAGGAUCAGAAGACAAAUUCGCAAUGAUCGUUCGCAAUGGGGAACAUACAGCCUCAGUGGCGUUUGCAUGUUUUGCCCUUGGCAUUCCAGUUAGUACACUAGACCCAACAUUUGAUCGGGAUGAUCUGAGCCACAUGUUGGGAAUAGUGAAACCGAAGGUUAUAUUCUGUGAAAAUGAAGUUUUAGAUACUUUAUUUGCCGCAUGUGAUGCAAUAGCUAUUUCUCCAAGAGUCUUCUUGAUGGAAAAAGAUGUCGAAGGAUACGAUCAUCUGAAUACUUUGUUAGAGCCAACGAAUAACGAAGAAGCGUUUGUGCCAGUUGAAAUCCCCGACCCACUUAACCACCUAGCAGUACUCCUAUGCUCCUCCGGAACAACCGGUCGCUCCAAAGCUGUCUGCUUAUCGCACUCGAUUUGCAUCGCCUACGUGGCCAACUUCUUCCACUGUGUUUCCACAGACAGAACACUGGCUUUCAGUACGCUCUACUGGCUGUCCGGGAUGGCGGCCCUUCUGACCAGCACGAUUUGGGCUGCCACUCGAAUAAUCACCCGCAAAUCCUUCAACGCUGAACUAACUUUGGACAUCAUUGAGCGGUUCAACGUUUCUGUUGCACUUCUUCCAACUUCACAAGCUCUGGCCGUUGCCAACAGUCCAAUGGGAAAUACUGCCGUUCUGCGAAGUAUACGUAUGCCAUUGACUGGUGGCAGUUUCGUUCCCAGCUCCUUAAAACGAUCAUUCGAACGUUUGAUUCCUGGAAGAUCACUAGAAAUUAUGUACGGUUUCUCGGAAGCAGCACGAGCGGUAUCGUUCAGCAAUGGGCAGCUCUACCGAGAUGGUUCUGUUGGGUUUCCGGCAUCAGGAACUGAGUUUAAGAUCGUUGACGAUGAAAACAAGCCGCUAGACGUUAACCAGGAAGGAGAAAUUCUGGUCAGAUCGGAGUAUGCCUUCAACGGAUAUCUUGGGAACGACGAUGCCACUAAGGAAAUCCUGGACAGCGAAGGUUGGAUACAUUCGGGAGAUAUUGGACGGUUCGAUGAGGAAGGUUAUCUGUACGUAGUAGACCGAAAGAAAGAAAUCAUGAAAUGCAACGGUCACCAGGUGUCACCGAGUGAAAUCGAGAGUGUAAUAAUGACGAUUCCAGGGGUUGCAGCUUGUUGCGUAGUUGGCGUUCCGGUUGAAAUUUUAGAUUUACCCACGGCUUUGGUUGUCCGAAAAGAUGGCACCGCUUCGAAUCCAGAUGCGGCAGAAAUUGUGGAAAAGGUUAAAGAAUCACUAGCGUGGUAUAAACAUUUGAAUGGUGGAGUGUAUUUUACCAAUGAACUACCACUAACGCCAUCAGGGAAGGUUAUGAGGCGCACCGCGAAGAACGUUCUAAUGCAAAUUAAAAGACAGGAGAAAGGGAGAUGA